Beta vulgaris subsp. vulgaris (sugar beet) is the source of this 1579-nucleotide messenger RNA. Its product is annotated as calreticulin-3. NCBI's taxonomy places the organism in Eukaryota, Viridiplantae, Streptophyta, Magnoliopsida, Caryophyllales, Amaranthaceae. Gene Ontology annotation, cellular component: endoplasmic reticulum membrane; endoplasmic reticulum. Gene Ontology annotation, biological process: protein folding. Gene Ontology annotation, molecular function: calcium ion binding. The transcript is spliced from 14 exons. The record is from RefSeq and is a predicted model, not a curated record. Bases 32 to 1333 code for a protein of 433 amino acids.
AACUUGCUACUCUAAAAGCAGCACUUUGCUAAUGGCAAAGUUUAGUGUAACAACUUCAAAUUUUGAGCUUCCAUCACUAGUACUUUGCUUGUUGCUUGUAAUUCAAUUCUUUUGUAUUACACACUCAGAAAUUGUAUUCGAAGAGCGAUUCGAAGAUGGGUGGAAGAGUAGGUGGGUAGUAUCAGAUUGGAAAAGAAGUGAGGGAAAAGCAGGUACAUUUAAGCACACAGCAGGAAAAUGGGCUGCUGAUCCUGAUGAUAAAGGUAUUCAGACCUCAGUUGAUGCAAGGCAUUCUGCCAUAUCAGCAAAAAUACCAGAAUUCACUAAUAAGAACAGAACAUUGGUCCUUCAGUAUUCCAUAAAGUUAGAACAGGAUAUUGAAUGUGGUGGUGGCUAUAUUAAGCUUCUAUCUGGAUUUGUCAAUCAGAAGAAAUUUGGAGGAGAUACCCCUUACAGUUUAAUGUUUGGACCAGAUAUAUGUGGGACAGAUACAAAAAAGCUUCAUCUCAUCGUAUCCUACCAAGGCCAAAAUUAUCCUCUAAAGAAGGAUCUGCAAUGUGAAACAGAUAAGUUAACACAUUUCUAUACAUUCAUACUGAGGCCAGAUGCUACUUAUAGCCUCCUCGUCGACAAUCGAGAGCGAGACUCUGGAAGCCUAUACACAGAUUGGGAUAUUCUUCCUCCAAGAAAGAUCAAAGAUGUCAAAGCUAAAAAGCCUGCUAAUUGGGAGGAAAGAGAAUAUAUUGAUGAUCCUGAUGAUGUGAAACCUGAGGGUUAUGAUUCAAUACCAUCAGAAAUUCCAGACCCAAAUGCCAAACAGCCCUUAAACUGGGAUGAAGAUGAAGAUGGCUUAUGGAAACCUCCAAGAAUACCAAACCCAGAAUACAGGGGAACAUGGAAGAGAAAGAAAAUUAAGAACCCAAACUACAAGGGAAAAUGGAAGACUCCAUGGAUUGACAAUCCAGAAUUUGAAGAUGAUCCUGAUCUUUAUGUGCUGAAGCCUAUCAAAUAUGUGGGUAUAGAAGUCUGGCAGGUAAAAGCAGGAUCAGUUUUUGACAACAUUUUGAUAUGUGAUGAUCCAGAGUAUGCAAAACAAGUAGUUGAAGAAGUAUUUGCCAACAGAGAGGUUGAAAAGGAAGCGCUGGAAGAAGCAGAGAAAGUGAGAAAGGCGCGAGAAGAAGAGGAAGCUCAAAGAGCAAGAGAAGAAGGUGAAAGGAGGAGAAGAGAAAGAGGUCAUGACCCACGUUCAAGACACAAGGAUCGCUACAGAGACCGUUACAAACGUCAUCAUCACCGCGAUUAUUUGGACGAUGAUUAUCAUGAUGAGCUUUAAUGGCAUGACUCUUCACAAUAGCUCUUUCUGAAAGUUGAGAACACGUUUUUGUAUCGAUUUGCAGUAGUCUUCAUAUUUCCUGUCAAGAACCGCUGUAUUAUUUCCAGAUUUUAAGCGAAAGGAAGACAAACUUCCUCAUUAUAUUGUGUAGAAAGAUACAUGAAGUUCUCUAGAAAUGAAUACCAAGAAAAUCAGCUAUCGUGUAAGACUGAGCAGAAAUUAAUUGAGUCCUGAAUUCUUAUGCAA